CUACCACUAUUUGGAAUCUUUCAUUGAUCACCUUGAAUCAGGCUUGGGACCGGAGGUCCAGGCUCGCAUAGGCUUCAAAUGAGAUCUCUGACCCCUACAGAGAUUCGGAUAGCCGAGAUCAGCCAUGUGGUACCAGGGACACUGUCGGGUAAAGGAGCUGUUGACCCAGAGAGCGAUGCUGUUUUUGUCCCGGUACAGCGGGUCAUAGACGGAGUGGUAGAAGUGGACGUCAUCCGCAUAGACUCUGGACCAGGAUACUCAGAGGCCCGUGUAAUUGGUUCGUUCCAAGCACCUGGAGAGAAGAGCGAGUUACUGGACCUGCAUUACUUUUCCGAUGACCGUACGCUUGUUCUCAUCUUGAAACAUGGGGACAUCGCUAUCAUCGCUACGGAGAUGUAUGACGACCGUGACAGUCGGACAUCUGCCGCCGAAGUCGUCGGUAGUGUGGAGAGCGGAAUUUUGGCAGCCGCUUGGUCACCCGAUGAGGAGACACUAGUUCUUGUCACUGGCGACGACAAUCUCGUGACUAUGACGAGGAGCUUUGAUCUUCUACAUGAGGAGCCUUUACGGCAAGCAGACUUUGGAGAGGACAAAUUUGUCAAUGUCGGCUGGGGCUCCAAGACCACCCAGUUUCACGGAUCCCUGGGCAAAGCGGCGGCCAAAGCUCCCGAGGCAUCUUCAUCUUCAGCCUCUCGUCCAGCAUCACUUUCACAUCCUACCGACAGCGGAGAACCUGUCAUUUCAUUCCGAGGAGACGCUGCGUUCUUCGCCGUCUCGUCUCUUGACCCCUACCCAUCUUCUGAUCUCGCUCGGAGGCAGAUCAGAAUAUAUUCUUCGCCUGCUGGCUCAAAGCCAAACCUAUCGGCGACUUCUGAACUAUUACCUGGUCUGGAGGGACCCGUCUCAUGGCGACCCAGCGGAAAUGUCAUCAGCAGUCUGAUUCGAUACGGAUACGAAGGCGGAGGCGCGGGUAACGAAGGCAGAUGGGAAGUUGCAAUGCUGGAGCGAAACGGAUUAAGGCAUGGCGGGUUCCCCCUGAGAGAGGCAAAGGAUACGUGGGAGCAAGGGCGUGUCAAGUGGAUGACAUGGAACUGCGACUCUGAGGUCUUGGCUAUAUGCGUCGAACGAAUAGAUCGCGACGUCGUCCAAUUAUGGACAAUGAAGAAUUAUCACUAUUACCUCAAACAGGAGAUCUUCUGUCACGAAGGGCCGAAUUCUCGGUUGACAGGCGUCUUCUGGCACACUGAGAAGGCUCUGACCCUCUAUCUCGUCGGCGAAGCGACAUUCUCGACCAGGACAUUUGUCUGGGAUACCUACGCUUCGCAUUUGCCAGCUCCGCGGGACACUGCCGCUGUGGCUGUGGUUGAUGGAGAUCGCCUCCUCGUAACGCCUUUCCGAACGCAAAAUACUCCGCCCCCGAUGUCCUCGUACCAGCUCUCUGUGACUUGCACUCCAGUCCAUGUCGCGUUCUCCCCCGAAGAAGAUGCUCUGGUCACAUUGCAUGCCGAUGGGACCGUUCAGCGCUGGGAUUUAAAAAACAGACUACCUGAUACGAAGCAGAAGGGUGGCAAAGCAGCUGACCCGGUUCAAAUCGGCACAUACAAAGUAGCAUUUGAUCAGACCGAAUGGAUCCCAAAGCAGAUUGCUUUCGGGAAUGCAGAAAUCGCCUGUUUGCUGGAUUCGACCACCGAUGCCCCUCAUUCUCGAAUUAUCAGGCUCGUGAACGGCGCGCAGGAGGAUCAAGACGUGCAAGCAUCUGUCUUGGAGAGAUUACUGUCUACCCGCGAUGACAAUUACACUGGCCUUCACAUCGACGGCCAAGUCGUGAGACUCGGCCAAGAUGGCAAUCAGACAUCGACGGCCAUCGAGCUCCCAGCGCAUCCCAUGGCGAUUUCCGUUAUCGAUACUGACAUCGUCCACCUCGCUCAGAAUGGAAAGUUGGUCGCUGCUUCUCUGAGCACCGGGACAGUGCAUGCUCUCGCCAAUGGCGUCACAUCUUUCACCCAUACACCCGAAUACAUCAUCUACACUACAGCAUCUCAAUCCUCGCAUUACGUACCGACUUCCACGCUGGACCGUAUAUUGAAUGGCGAGGAGGUAAACGAAUGGGAGAUACAAUGGGAGACUCGAGCUAUCGAGAGGGGGGCAUUGGCCGUGACUGCUUGCCAGAGCAGUAUGAGCUUGAUACUGCAGAUGCCUCGUGGUAAUCUGGAGACGGUAUAUCCCAGACCACUGGUGCUCGCUGUUGUGCGGCGUAAUGUUGCUAGUGGGCAAUAUCGGGAUGCUUUCAUCACUUGCCGUAAACAUCGACUGGAUCUGAAUCUUUUGCAUGAUCUCGACCCUGAGCAAUUCAUUCGGCGCCUCGGCGACUUUGUGGAUCAGGUCCAAGAAGUCGACUAUUUGAACCUUUUCGUGUCUUCGCUCAAGGACGACAUGACCUCCUUGGAAGCUUUUCCUGACCUCGCCCGUCGAUCCGCAUCAAGUCGAGCUACACAGGGCAAGCUCAACAGGAUUUGUGAUGCAAUUCGCGGGGUAGUAGAACGACGCGACUUGGUCAAAUACACCGAGACCAUUUUAUCGACCCAUGUCUGCAAACAGCCUCCUGAUUACGAAGGCGGCCUGAGCGUGCUAUUACGACUGCAGACGGAUCAUCCAGAUAUCGUUCAAGAUGCUGUCAAGUACAUCAUUUUCCUGUCGAACGUCAAUCAGCUCUAUGACGUUGCCCUUGGCAUGUAUGAUUUCCAGCUCGUCCUCAUGAUAGCUCAAUACUCUCAAAAGGAUCCCCAAGAAUACCUUCCCUUCUUGAAGGAGCUGAGGGCAUUGGACGACUGGGAAAGGAAGUACAGAGUCGAUGAUCACCUUGCUCGACACGAGAAAGCACUAAGGCAUCUGCACAGUGCUGGUCCAAGCAAGUUUCAAGACUCUGUUGAUUACCUCGGCAAAUACGAGCUGUACGACGUCGCAUUCGAGCUUUACAGCAGUGACGCCCAGAGUCUUGCGAUCAUUCAGGAGAUGUACGGAGACCACUUGUUUGACCGACGAGAUUACAACGACGCUGCAUUAGCCUAUAUGCUCGCAGCGAAGACCGACAAGGCGAUGAAGGCUUACGAAAGGGCACAUGCCUGGCGUGAUCUUCUCGCCCUAGCGGUACAGACUCAGUCUUCGGCACAGACGGUUCUCGGGCUCGUGGAUCGGUGUUCUGAUUAUCUUGCCACCCAUGGAAGGCAUGUGGAGGCUGCACAGCUCAUGCUGGACUACACGAAGAAUGUAGAGGGAGCGGUCAAUGUCUUAUGCGCCGGACACGACUUUUCGGAGGCUCUGAGAGUGAUUUCUCUGUAUCGUCGAGCAGACUUGAUCGAGGCAUUCGUUCACCCAGGCCUGGAAGAGGCCCAGGAGAGCUUCCUCGAAGCUAUCGAAGAGAUGCAAGAUCAAUUGGAUAAAGAGGUGAAGCGACUGUCUGAGCUGAAGAUCGUCCGAGAGGACGAUCCAGACGCUUUCUACAUGGUGGACGCGGAGCCCAAUCUGGAAGGAGUGGACGUUGCGACCAAUGCUACGACUGUCGCAACUGCCUUCACGCGGUACACCGCUGCUCCGACCACGGCUUUCUCUCAGUCCUCUCGGCGGACAGGUCGCACCGAUAGGAGUAGGAAUCGGGCGUCCAGGAAACGACCCGCCGGUCGUAAGGGAUCCGUUGACGAGUACGAGUAUCUCGUAGCCAGUAUCGGCCGUCUCGUCAUCCGAGCCGAGGAGAAGAGCAAGGACGCUUUACCCUUGUUACGCCAUUUGAUCUUGGCAUCUCCCGAAUUGAGAGAAUUGGCGGCUGACUUACAAAAUCGCAUACUGUCCUUUAGGAGCGGGUUGGCUGACAGCAUCGACAUCGCUUGGCUCGAUCGAAAGGAUGUGCUGAAAGAAGCUCAGGAGAGUGGAGGAAUGGGCUAUGAUGAGGGCAGGAAGAUGACGGAGGCUUGGAGCUUGGUCAAGCCUGUCAUUGGGAAAUGGGCAGGUGUCGGAACACUUGCAGCCUGAUCGAUCAUGGCAAGCAAUGCCGAUAUGUGUAGCGUACUAGUAGAUACCCUGCAUUAACGAAUCCCUGUCAUGCAUACCAGGCUAAAGCAGAUACAGUCUGCCCUUGUCAGGAACGCUCAGCACCCUUGAUGGUUCUUAGCGCGCCACCGGUCACUUGGAGACCAGCGCAGUAGACGACGCUGGGAUUUAAGUCUCUGUCGAUUCACCAAGACAUUGCAUCCAAAAAUUUUUCCU
Molecule: messenger RNA, 4260 nt
Organism: Kockovaella imperatae
Lineage: Eukaryota; Fungi; Basidiomycota; Tremellomycetes; Tremellales; Cuniculitremaceae
Product: IKI3 family-domain-containing protein
Exons: 22
Coding region: 79-4026 (1315 amino acids)
Biological process (GO): tRNA wobble base 5-methoxycarbonylmethyl-2-thiouridinylation
Cellular component (GO): cytosol; elongator holoenzyme complex
Molecular function (GO): protein binding; tRNA binding
Source: RefSeq, a predicted model, not a curated record